CAUGAUGUUAUAGAAUGUGAAAAGAGAAGAAAGAUGAAUGGUUCAGCCUGGAGGCAAACGUCCAAGUGUUUUAUUACCGUGUGGUAGCGCGACGGGCUUUUGAGAAGUGGUCACGUUCACUGAGGACAUUGGAAAUCAAUUUCAUUGGCUGAGUGGCCGUUUUCUCUUACAGGUCUUCACAUGGAAUAAAGAAAUUGUCGCACGCUUCGGCUUCCGGUCUUGUUUGAACUUCACGGAAGUCUUCGGGUCGUGCAUCAUUUCACAUGAAGUGCCAAAAAAACCAUAUGAAGCAGUCAAGAAGGACAUCUUUUUGCAAAGACGAAUUUUCAAUGUCAAAAAUCAAGUUUCCUUUUUCUCGUCUCAAUGGGUCCAGCACGUCGGGGCGUCAAAUCAUUGAAAAUGGAAACGAAUGUCACUGACAUCAAGUUUACGGGUCGGGUUGCCCUGUAUUUUUCGAGCUUUCCUUCAGUUGCUAAUGACUUCAGCUCAGAAUCUCACCAGCCAUCGUGUGCUGAUAGCCUCGCUGUUUCUUCCUUACACUGUUGACUUUCACUUGAGUAAAGACAAGGCACAGAACUAUGCCAAACCCAAAGUUGAUCAACCAACCGCCGCUGUAGCCAGUCCGAAUUUGAUUGAGACAUUGGCUGCUCAACAAAAACCUUCUACUCGGCCACCUCCCACUCCUGGUUUGGAAGAUAAACUGUUUGAUUUUAGAAACGAGACCCCUUCUCAACCACCUAUUCAACCCAAGAGUCGAGCUCGUCACGCUGGCGAAAAGGGAAAACUACCUGCAUUGAAUACAAGUCAACCAAAGGACUUGCAACGCCGAAAGUCCCUGGAUACAGCUCGUGUUUUUGCAGAGGCUCCGUGGACCAUUGUGCCUUGCAAAGCCGGUAAUAUUGGUCUGCAAAACGCUAUCAACAGCAUCAGGCCGCAAAUGGAAAAACAAGUCUGGAUCGGUACGCUCGGCAUGCCUACUGAAACUCUGGAAGACAAGACUCGGGCUGACAUUAAAACCAAGUUCAUUACUGAACAUAAUUGCUAUCCCGUUAUGUGCCCUGAUGCAGAGUUUGAAGGCCACUAUGAGCAUUAUAGCAAACAGGUAAUGUGCUCUCAAGCAAAACCCCAAAUGUACCUAUCGUCGGACGACUUCUAAUAUCGACUUUACCCGCUGCCCCAACAUUUUUUUAAUUUUCUUGCAGGUACUGUGGCCAAACUUCCAUUACGUCAUGUUGGAAAACCCCAAGAGCAAGGUUUACCAAGACGAUACCUGGAAAGCCUACCAGACUCUCAAUGAGCGCUUUGCAGAUACCAUUGCUGAAAUGUAUCAGCCUGGUGAUACAAGUAAGUCAUUGUAAAUUUUUGAUGUUACCUUUCACUUU
This is a messenger RNA of Umbelopsis ramanniana AG, 1382 nucleotides long. RefSeq lists its product as uncharacterized. The coding region runs from base 410 to 1156 and encodes 248 amino acids. The record is from RefSeq and is a predicted model, not a curated record. Lineage: Eukaryota; Fungi; Mucoromycota; Umbelopsidomycetes; Umbelopsidales; Umbelopsidaceae. The transcript has a single exon.